UGCGCAGCAAACUCGAGGUUCAGUUAAACGUUAAAGUCAGAGCAACAUCAGACCCGAGCCUGCUGCGUUUACAUCAACAAAUGUCACUCGGACCACAAUGGCAGACCAUUCCGUGAAGUUCUCCAAAAACAUCUUGCGCAUGAAGUUCAUGCAGCGAGGCCUGGAUGAGGAGACGAAGAAAUAUCUCGAAGAAGACGAGAAGCGAAUAAUCAACGACGAACACUGGUACCUAGACAUCCCAGAGCUCACAGCUCAAGAGACCUUCGUCAUAGAGGAGAGGAGUUUUGUGCCUUGUGAAGACCUGAAGUAUGGCAGAAUGUCUUUCAAAGGUUUUAAUCCAGAAGUUGAGAAACUAAUGCUUUUGAUGAACACGAAGGACAGGGCUGAGGAAGAGGAGGACCUAGGCAGAAUGGAAACAGACAUCACUGAUGAAGACAUGGCUAGAAGGUACGAGAGUCUAGUCGGGAGCAUGAAGAAAAAGUUUGCGAAGAAAAGGGAGUGGUCAGCCAUUGAAGAAGAGGAAGACGUUAACCACAACAUUGCAGAAACCAACAAAAGGGUCUUUCUCAAACCCCAAGACUAAACUCGUGAAGGUUUAUGUCUGAAGUGUGUGUUUUUACGAGAAUUGUUCAUCAGUUUUUUAAAAAAUUUGUAUAAAAUGUAAAGAUGUUGGUAGGCAUAUGUACUGUCUUGAGGCAGAAUGGAUGUUAUACAUCCUCAUUUUUUAAAAAGAAAUGUAUCUUAAGAUGCUGUGAGGGUUGUGGACAUAUAUAAUUCUGUUUUUACUGUGUUACAAUCCAUGUACCACGGAAAGAUUUCCAUUAAAUGCGUUGCUCAUUAUUGACCUCGUAUCACAUGUAAAUGCUCU
This is a messenger RNA of Lampris incognitus (smalleye Pacific opah), 868 nucleotides long. RefSeq names its product M-phase phosphoprotein 6 (gene mphosph6). The transcript is spliced from 5 exons. Gene Ontology annotation, biological process: maturation of 5.8S rRNA. Bases 98 to 583 code for a protein of 161 amino acids. NCBI's taxonomy places the organism in Eukaryota, Metazoa, Chordata, Actinopteri, Lampriformes, Lampridae. The record is from RefSeq and is a predicted model, not a curated record.